GCGACAGAGAUAAAGGUUCAAUGUACAUUGUGAGAAUAAUUCAUUCAGUAAAUAUUUGAGACAUUUUGAUGGAUAUAAACGACUUUAUAAGAAGUUUAUAUUUUAUGUAAAUAUUUUUAUGAAGUGUGUACUAUGUAAAUAAAUCAAUUCACCCGAAACUGGAACAUAUUAAAUAAUGACAGUUAAUAUAUCUUAGCUUGACUGUGUACGGAUUUUGAUGUAAAUAAUAAGUAUAAUAUCAUUUGCUUCUUACAAAUGCAUUCAUGUUUGGAAUACGUUAUCGCUCUCGUCGCCACGUGCUUUGGAAUGUCACGUGGUGUACCGCCUCCACCCACGUGGCCUGAAUUGUACAAGUCAUGUGUUAAUGUAGCUACCUCACGCGAGUUUAUCAAGGCGGGCUGGUACGUGGAUACGGAGAACCGCAGAAUGAGACUGGACAGCUAUGGCAUCCCACAGGGUAUGAACGCCUCGACGGCGGAAUUGCUACAAUACUACCUUAGUCAGGUAGAGGACGACGAUUACGCCUGUGAGCAGUACGGCCCACCGAUCUACAUAUUCAUAUACCGUUACGACCUCGGCAAAAUGCUCAGCAUAUUUCCGGCACCUGACCCGCCAUAUCGCUCCUGUAGAAUAAGCACACUAUAUAACAAGUUUCCCAGCAGCCCUCUCGCACCGGAAGUAGAAUUCGUGGAGGAGUCACGUGACAAUAUCACCAGUUUCUACCACUGGAGGUCGGAGUUCUUUCUGUUCACCAUCGAUUAUUUAUUCCACGUGUCCAAUGGACUGCCGUAUAAGUUAAUCGUCAACGAAGACGAAAAUCUGUUCCUGUCCAUUUCUCAACAUGACGUCACAGCCGACACGUUUCAACCUCCUGCACACGUCGUCUGCACGUAGCGUGUGAAUGAAUGACAUCUAUAAAGACAGCGCACAUUUAUAUUCAUCGAGCUGUGAUGUUGUCACUAAACAACUUUCAAGACUGCAAACUCGAUUUACCUUAUUGUAAUAUUGAGAUAACGUCUAUGUCUUAACAAACAAAUCAAUCGACACAUAUAUAUGUUUUUUGAAAGCAUUCAGUGCGUAAUGUUUAAUUAAAGGAUUUAUAUGGUGUCGCUUUAUUGUAACACAUGAUUUUAUUUCCAUAAUAAUUCGUAAAGAUUACGGGUACAUCAUUUGCGUAAAUGUGAUUUUUUAGCUCACCGGAGUAAAACGUGCUUAUUGUGAGCCUAAGGGAAGUUUUACGGCGUCUACAUUUACUUUGAUAACACCCUAGAGGUCACUUUUAUUGUCAAAUUUUCAUGAAACAUAUGUCCGAAUGAUAUCUCGGUUUAGUUUGAUACUGGACCACGUGAAGUUUAAAACUAGCUGACAAAGUAAAUUAAAGAAAAUAAAGAAGAAGCUUGUUCAUUGGUUUUAACUUUUAAGCAAUGGCUGGCUGUUCAGAAUUAACAGCGCCAUUUAAAUCAUAUACUUUGUACAUAUUUUGACCUUUGAUUUGUGAAUAUAACAUUAUUGAUAAUAAACUCGGUUCAUUUGUUAA
Molecule: messenger RNA, 1537 nt
Organism: Dreissena polymorpha
Lineage: Eukaryota; Metazoa; Mollusca; Bivalvia; Myida; Dreissenidae
Exons: 5
Coding region: 256-894 (212 amino acids)
Source: RefSeq, a predicted model, not a curated record